AUGAAAAUGCACAUGACAGGUCAUCGCCACUUUUGUCAAAUCUGUGGAAGGUGGUUCAAAUCUAUGGGCGCCCUUGCUGAGCAUGAGAACACAUGUUUGGCUGUACUGAACGGCGAUUUCGUCAAUACUGAUCGGCCAUUCCGGUGGCAGUGCGCAUACUGUGAAAAAAUGUUCCAUCACAGGAGAGAUAAGAAUAUCCAUGAGAGAGUGCAUACAGGAGAGAAGCCUUACACUUGUGGAUAUUGUGGUAGAGGGUUUUCGCAGUCGCAGACGUUGACGAUUCAUAUCAGGACGCACACUGGGGAGAAACCAUAUCCAUGCAGUGUAUGCGGUCAAGAGUUCAGAGAUAGUUCUGCACUGCGCAAACAUGAAUACAGACAUACAGCGCUCACUUCUUCAUCAGUAGUAUCAUCAUUAUAUGAUGACUCCACUGUGGAAAUUGGUAUGGAUGAUGAACGUCUAUGGAAUGGUAGAGAUUCUUGA
Cooperia oncophora is the source of this 483-nucleotide messenger RNA. The record is from the annotation of a GenBank genome assembly. NCBI's taxonomy places the organism in Eukaryota, Metazoa, Nematoda, Chromadorea, Rhabditida, Trichostrongylidae.